UUGCUGCUGUAUUACUUGUCUCUAAUAUCAUCAAUAAAAAUGUUGCUAAAUUUCUUUCUAAAGUGAGAUAAGUUUAGUAUCAUCAGUAAAAUAAUUAUGUUGCUGCUAAAUUUCUCCUUAAAGUAAGGUAUAAGUUAAAUUUCUACCAUUACCUAGUAUACACUUCCCUCCCUAUGUUGCACACACACACACACCUACACACAGUGUGGUAACAUGGCGAGGGAGGGGCUGAGGACCCUGGUGGUGGGGAAGAAGGUGCUGACUGAGGAGCAGUACACCGGCUUCGAGACUCGACUCAGACAGGCCAGACUCAGUGUCACUGACAGAGAGGAACAGGUGGCCGGAGUGAUCUCCAGUCUGGAGGAGGGUCUCCAGCUCCUGUGUCUGACAGGAGUGGAGGACCAGCUACAGAGCGACGUGCGGCCCACACUAGAGCUGCUACGGAACGCCGGGAUACGGGUGUGGAUGUUGACUGGAGAUAAACUGGAGACUGCUGCCAGUAUUGCUGUAAGCUCUCGCCUCGUGUCUCGAGCACAGACACUCUUCACAUUCAAACAGGUGUCGUCUCGCUCAGAGGCUCACAGUGAGCUCAACGGCUUUCGGAGGAAGAGUGAGUCAGCUCUCAUCAUCUCUGGCUCUUCUCUGGAGCUCUGCAUCAAACACUAUGAACAGGAGUUCAUAGAGCUGGCCUGCCAGAGCCCGGCAGUGGUCUGCUGUCGCUGCUCCCCCACUCACAAGGCCCAGGUGGUGAGACUCCUGCAGCAACACACCAAGAGACCUGUCUGUGCUGUCGGCGAUGGUGGUAAUGAUGUGAGCAUGAUCCAAGCUGCCAAUGUCGGCCUUGGCAUUGUAGGGAAGGAAGGGAAACAGGCUUCUCUGGCAGCAGAUUUCUCCAUCACUCAAUUCAGACACAUCAGCAGACUCCUUGUCUGGCACGGCAGGAACAGCUACAAGAGAUCUGCCAAUCUCAGUCAGUUUGUGAUCCACAGAGGUCUCAUCAUCUCUGUCAUGCAGGCUGUGUUUUCUGCCGUGUUUUACUUUGCUGCCGUUGCACUCUAUGAAGGAAUCCUCAUGGUUGGAUAUGCCACAGUCUACACAAUGGCCCCAGUGUUCUCUCUGGUUCUGGAUGAAGACGUGUCCCCUGACAUAGCCCUCAUGUACCCUGAACUCUACAGGGACCUCAUGAAGGGUCGCUCUCUGUCACUCAAGACCUUUUUCCUGUGGGUCCUCAUAUCCCUGUACCAGGGUGGAGUCAUCAUGCUCCUGGGAUUCCUCCUGUUUGAGGGUCAGUUUGUCCACGUGGUGGCCAUCACCUUCACCUCCCUCAUCCUAAACGAGCUCCUCCUGGUGGCCCUCACCAUCCGCUCCUGGCACGGCCUCAUGCUCCUCGCCGAGCUACUCUCAGUCGUGGUCUACAUCCUCUCUCUCCUCGUCCUCAAAGACUACUUUGAUGGCUACUUCUUGCUGUCGGUGGAGUUUGUGUGGAAGACUCUCCUCAUCCUCUGCAUCUCUUGUCUCCCUCUCUUCCUCGGGAAAUUCCUCCGCCACUUCUGUGCCCCGCCCUCCUACGCCAAGCUCCUCAAGGAGAACUCUAUGUUCCGCAACUGUUGCAAGUUUGUCUGCUAGUGACUCACAGCAAGCUCGCAAAUUCAUAUUUUAUCGCUCUAAGUAUGUGACUCCAUCAUUAUGUUUCUGGUUUGUUUGUGAGAAAAUAUCCAACUGUAGAUGAUUUAUACUGCCAUAGGUAUAUACAGUGUAUAGAACCUCUGAUAAAGUACACAAUACAUUCAUUUUUCUAGUACAUUUUAACUUCA
Molecule: messenger RNA, 1814 nt
Organism: Geodia barretti
Lineage: Eukaryota; Metazoa; Porifera; Demospongiae; Tetractinellida; Geodiidae
Source: the annotation of a GenBank genome assembly